UUUAACACUUUAAUGUAUAGAUUAUAGUUUACCAAAAUAGUUCAGUAGUAAUAUGAUGUAAAAGUCCAUAAAAUGUACCUCACGAACACGUAAUGUAACACUGCUUGGAAGAUUUGGUGGUUUGGUUUAUUUUGUUUGUUAAAUUUGUUUUCGCUGUUUGACGCUGUAUAUAUAUGAUAUCCGGGUUAUCGUAUUUCUUAUCUAUAUACUGGUAAGAGGUAGCGUGUACAUGCUAAGUUGUAUUCAAGUAUUUUAAAUUGUAAGUAAUUUAAUUUUGUCAAGAACAUAGAUUAAACAUUAUAAUGUCUCGAUCAUUAAAUGACUCUCGUAAAGUUGAAAUCUACGUUGAAGUCCAACAGAAGAUCUCCAGCGUGGCAAGCACGGAGCAGAUUAUUCAAGCAACGGAACAAUGUUUUGAAAACUUAGACCACAAAGUUACGGAAAAUUGUUUGGAAGACUUUUGUACCGCCAUCAAGAAAGAAGGAAAUUUCCUAAAACACGUUGAUAAUUUUAAAUUCUUGGAUUCUGCCGGGAAUGAAUAUACGGAUGUUAUAACGAAUAUGUCGAACAUAAAAAUGAAGUUCUACGUUUAUCGACUUUAUGAAGAUUUUCCUGAAGAUGAGAUGGUGCAGCAUGAAGAGGAGGAGCUCUCUGCUGCCACACACUGGAUGCUUCCGUCUAAAGGUUUCGAGAAUUUGUGGGAAUCUUUAAUUUAUGACUCCAAUAUAAAAGAAGGAUUGUUGAACUACACUCAGAGCGGUUUAUACUUUGCUGACUGUGGCGUAGACGAUAAACUUAUAACAUGGAAUCGAGUUGUACUUCUACAUGGACCUCCAGGCACUGGGAAGACAUCGUUGUGCCGAGCUCUUGCUCAUAAACUUGCAAUUCGUUUAUCUGAUAGGUUCAAAGAAUCAUCUUUACUUGAAGUGAACAGCCAUAGCUUAUUCUCCAAGUGGUUUUCGGAAAGUGGGAAAUUGGUCAUGAAGAUGUUUCAAAAAGUUGAAGGAUUAGCGAGCGAUCCACAUCACUUUGUUUGUCUCCUCAUUGAUGAGGUGGAAAGUUUAACAGCAGCUCGCUCGUCUGCAUCCGCGGGAACCGAACCUUCAGAUGCAAUACGAGUUGUCAACGCUGUUCUAACUCAACUCGACCGCUUGAAACGAUACAACAAUGUUUUAAUCCUCACAACUUCUAAUGUAACUGGGAAGAUUGACUGUGCAUUUGUUGACCGAGCUGAUAUCAGGUUCUUUAUCGGUUUCCCAUCAGCAGAGGCGGUUUAUUCGAUUCUACGAACUUGCAUUCUUGAGCUUUGCCGCGCACGUGUCAUGAAAAUGCCGCAAGAAAUCCUCGCUUUCACCCCGUCCGGUAUACAUGAUAUGGAGGAACAGGAUUUAGUAGCGAGCCAAAAGUUGUGGGAAAUCUCACAGGAGUGUGCUGGUAUGAGUGGAAGGGCUUUACGCAAACUUCCCUUCCUCGCCCACGCACAAUCCAUUCAAUCAAACCAACCCACAACCCUCAAUAAAUAUUUCCUCGCGCUUUCAAACGCAGUGAAGAUAAUGCAGAAGGAAGUCAGCCAGUUAUCACAAACUUAAAAACUAGGUUUUCAUAAUCAUCUACAUUAGAACAUGUAUUUCUUUAUAUCAUAAUAAUUAAUAACACUGCCUUAUUUCAUAAGCUGAUUCUUCCCUAAAUUUAUAUUACUACCAAGAAUGAAGAAACUGUUGUCAGAAACUUUUAAUUUCCUUUAAGUUGAUGUUAACUUUUUUAUACUAUUUUGUUUAUUUCAAAUUAAAUUAAAAAUCAAGUUGAAACUUUAACAUUAUACACAGUAAUAACUUGCCAUAAAUUAAUAUCCACUAACAAAUGUGCUGCACAAAUAAAUAUAUUCAAUCAUAUAUUUCAAGAGUUCAUUUCGCUUUGGUUUUCGUUGUUUGUUCUAAAGUUUUUUUACUGUUUUUUA
This is a messenger RNA of Ciona intestinalis (vase tunicate), 1957 nucleotides long. RefSeq names its product pachytene checkpoint protein 2 homolog. Gene Ontology annotation, biological process: reciprocal meiotic recombination; meiotic recombination checkpoint signaling. The record is from RefSeq and is a predicted model, not a curated record. Gene Ontology annotation, cellular component: chromosome; nucleus. Gene Ontology annotation, molecular function: ATP binding; ATP hydrolysis activity. Lineage: Eukaryota; Metazoa; Chordata; Ascidiacea; Phlebobranchia; Cionidae.